AUGCACUUCUUCAACUUUUUUUCCCUUUUCCUUUUUGUGUCUUUCCUUUUUUGGUUAUUGAAAUAUUGGAAGAAUUCCAAUACCCAAAUUAGAAAAAGAUUGCCUCCUGGUCCAUGGAAACUACCCUUAAUUGGAAGCAUGUUUCAUUUGUUAGGUGGACCUCCACAUCGUGUCCUUAGAGAUUUAGCCAAAAAAUAUGGUUCAAUUAUACACCUUCAAUUAGGUGAAGUUUCUCUAGUUGUUGUUACUUCUCCUGAAAUGGCCAAACAAGUACUAAAAACUCAUGACCUCGCAUUUGCAUCUAGGCCCAUGCUUAUUGCCGCCGAGAUUGUUUGUUAUAAUGGGAGCGAUAUUGUUUUUUCUCCUUAUGGUGAUUACUGGAGACAAAUGCGUAAAAUUUGCAUCAUGGAAUUGCUUAGUGCCAAAAAUGUCAAGUCAUUCAACUCUAUUAGACAAGAUGAAGUUCUUCGUAUGAUUGAAUUUUUUCGAUCAUCUUCUGGUGAGACAGUUAAUGCCACAAAAAGGAUUUUUCAAUUUGCGAGCUCUAUGACUUGUAGAUCAGCAUUUGGGAAAGUAUUCAAAGAGCAAGAUGAACUUAUACUAUUGAUCAAAAAGGUGUCACAGUUAACGGAAGGAUUUGAUGUGGCUGAUAUAUUUCCAUCACUAAAAUUUCUUCAUGUGUUAUGUGGAAUGAAAGGUAAAAUUAUGGAUGUCCACCAUGAAUUAGACGUCAUUCUUGAAAACAUCAUCAAUGAGCACAAGAACAAUGGUGAAUUAGGAGGUGAAGGUUUAGUUGCCGCACUGCUAAGAGUAAUGAAAGAGGGAGGCCAUCAAUUUCCAAUCACCAAUGACAAUAUCAAAGCUAUUAUUCUUGACAUAUUUGGCGGGGGAACAGAAACUUCAUCAGCAACAAUUGAUUGGACCAUGGUGGAAAUGAUGAGGAAUCCCAAUGUAUUCUCCAAAGCUCAAGAAGAGGUAAGAAACGCCUUUAAAGGUAAAGAAACUUUUGAUGAAAAUGAUGUCGAAGAAUUGAAAUACCUAAAGUUGGUCGUUAAAGAAAGUUUCAGACUCCAUCCUCCGUUUCCCCUUUUGCUUCCAAGAGAAUGUAGGGAAGAAGUAGACAUAAACGGUUACACUAUUCCUUUUAAAACAAAAGUUAUGGUUAAUACAUGGGCUAUUGGAAGAGAUCCUAAAUAUUGGAAUGACGCAGAAAGUUUUAAACCUGAAAGAUUUGAGGACAACUCUAUGGAUUUUGUUGGUAACAAUUUUGAGUAUCUUCCUUUCGGUAGUGGAAGAAGGAAUUGCCCCGGAAUAUCAUUUGGCUUAGCUAAUGUUUAUUUUCCAUUGGCUCAAUUGUUGUAUCACUUUGAUUGGAAACUUCCUAAUGGAAUCAAUUCAAGUGAAUUGGACUUAACUGAAUCUGCUGGAUCAACUUGUGCUAGAAAAAGUAACCUAUACUUGAUUGCCACUCCUUAUCAAUAGCUAGCC
Solanum verrucosum is the source of this 1488-nucleotide messenger RNA. Its product is annotated as premnaspirodiene oxygenase-like. The transcript is spliced from 2 exons. Gene Ontology annotation, molecular function: monooxygenase activity; iron ion binding; oxidoreductase activity, acting on paired donors, with incorporation or reduction of molecular oxygen. The record is from RefSeq and is a predicted model, not a curated record. Bases 1 to 1482 code for a protein of 493 amino acids. NCBI's taxonomy places the organism in Eukaryota, Viridiplantae, Streptophyta, Magnoliopsida, Solanales, Solanaceae.